AUGCGACUAGUGUUAAUACUGUUGCUUGUACCAGCAUUAAUUAGUGCUCAACAACAUCGUGAUGGUCAAGGUGAAGAUCGUGGUAGUCAAGAUCGUCAAGGUGGUGGAGAUCGUCGAGGUGGUGGAGAUCGUCGAGGUGAAGAUAAUAAUGGUAGCAAUAAUCGAUGUGACCAAUUUAACGGUGAAACGUAUCAAAUCAAAAUAGACUAUCGCACUUUCGUAGCCUACGAAUUAGUCACACUCAACAAGGACGGCACAGUUAAUGUAAUUGACAAUACAGAAAAUGGUUUUAGUCCAGCAGCCGGAAUCGAAGUUCAACCAAUGACAUCUCAACUUGGAGAAUGGAAAUGUGUCGGAAGAAAUCGAAUUCAAGUUCGUACUGCUAAUUAUAAUCAUCGAGUUGGUAAUAGUCCUACUCCAAGUACAUUGGCCAUUAAUUAUCUCGAUUUAACUACCAGACGAAACGAUGAAAAUGUUGAAGGAACGUACAGAUUCGACUAUUACCAGCUCGGCAGUUUUCUAACUGUUUUCAAUCCACGACCAUUGCCUGGUCGUUCAUUUGGACCAUACCGUGUCGUAGGUCGACGUUUCGUUUUCUUUAGAGCCUAG
Messenger RNA from Rotaria sp. Silwood1, 609 nucleotides. Lineage: Eukaryota; Metazoa; Rotifera; Eurotatoria; Philodinida; Philodinidae. The record is from the annotation of a GenBank genome assembly.